AUGAAUACAGGCAAUAAUAAUAACAAUGAUACUUCUUUUACGACUAUAGACAUUUGGAAUACUAGCACUAGUGAUAUAGAAUGGCAAGAUCCUGAUAAUACAUACGUCUGUUUAGAUAGUGAUUUUAGUUUGACGACUGAUGAAACUAAAGCGCUAUCAACUAUUUCAGAUAAUAAUAGUAGCGAUAUUUGUGAAUUUUCUUUUAAUUAUGAUCACAAUGCUUUUCAAAGAGCUCAAGACGCCGCAUACACUUUUGAAAAUAAUGAUGAUAAUGCGGAUAUUGAUGAUUAUGAUAAUAUUACCACUAGUAAUACUAGCUCUUCAUUUGUGGAUUCAGCAGAAUAUAGUAAUACACGGGAAGAGGACUAUAUUAUACAAGAUAUUCCAUAUGAAAAUGAAAUUUUUCAAAAUUUAACUAAAAACAAUAAUCAAAAUAAUAUAGACAAAUCAAUACCAAGUUUAAUGGCUAUAAAAACAGCAAUGCAACUUGGGAAAAUAAAAAUAAAAAAAUUAGAAGAAAGAUUUCAAUUAGCUGAUCUUUUAAUACAUAAUGAUCAAGGAAAAAACUUGAAGAAGUUUUUAGUCAAGCUAUAUGGAACACACGUUCAAGUUUAA
This is a messenger RNA of Scutellospora calospora, 615 nucleotides long. The record is from the annotation of a GenBank genome assembly. Lineage: Eukaryota; Fungi; Glomeromycota; Glomeromycetes; Diversisporales; Gigasporaceae.